Mangifera indica (mango) is the source of this 2784-nucleotide messenger RNA. RefSeq names its product DEAD-box ATP-dependent RNA helicase 37-like. Gene Ontology annotation, molecular function: RNA helicase activity; ATP binding; RNA binding. NCBI's taxonomy places the organism in Eukaryota, Viridiplantae, Streptophyta, Magnoliopsida, Sapindales, Anacardiaceae. The coding region runs from base 212 to 2095 and encodes 627 amino acids. Gene Ontology annotation, cellular component: nucleus. The transcript is spliced from 7 exons. The record is from RefSeq and is a predicted model, not a curated record.
AGUGAUAUUAAAAAAAAAAAAACUUGUUUUCAUAUUUACUUUUAUUUUCUUUUUGGUUCCAAUAAAACACGGAAACGAAGUCGAGGCAAAGAAAGAACGAGCGAAGAAAGAGGAUUGAAUUUGAUCUGGUUUUUUCAAACUAAGGUUUUGAUCUGUGUGUUGGUAUCGGAAAGAGAAGUUGUUGGAUUGAACCUUUGAAAUUUGUUGAAUCAUGAGAACUUCAUGGGCUGAUUCUGUGGUCGGUUCUGAGAGUGGAAAUGGAGUGGCUGGUUUAUCUAGUGGCAAUGGGAGCUCAGCUCGUCCCACAAAGGCCACUUACGUGCCACCACAUCUCCGUAACAAGCCCCCCUCAUCCAACUCCCCAGCCAGCACGCCAGCCCCAUCUCCAUCGCUGUCCAGUGAUCGUCCAGCUGUAAGUUAUGCAGCACCUGCUGGUGGGUCCCGCUGGAGUGGUGGUUCAAGGCCCGAUUUUGGGCGUCAAACUGGCUAUGGGGCCUCUGGUGUUCAAAGUUAUGGUGGUUCUGUUGGUAGAAGUGUUGGUGGUAGUGGUUGGAAUAAUAAAAUUGGAGGAUGGGACCGGAGGGAGCGGGAAGUGAACCCGUUUGGUUAUGAUGAUAAUGCUGAAGUGGUCUUCGUUGAACAGGAAAAUACAGGGAUAAAUUUUGAUGCUUAUGAGGAUAUUCCAGUGGAGACGAGUGGGGAUAAUGUGCCACCACCGGUUAAUACAUUUGCGGAGAUAGAUUUAGGAGAGAGGUUGAAUGCUAAUAUUAGGAGGUGCAAGUAUGUUAAACCAACUCCGGUUCAGCGUCAUGCGAUGCCUAUAUCUCUUGGAGGGAGAGAUUUAAUGGCUUGUGCUCAAACAGGUUCGGGGAAGACAGCUGCCUUUUGCUUUCCAAUUAUUAGUGGGAUAAUGCGAGAGCAGUAUGUACAGAGACCCCGUGGGGCACGAACUGUUUACCCUCUUGCUCUUAUUCUUUCCCCAACGAGGGAGCUUUCGUGUCAGAUACAUGAGGAAGCCAGAAAGUUUUCUUAUCAAACUGGUGUUAAGGUGGUGGUUGCUUAUGGAGGAGCACCAAUCAAAGACCAGUUGCGAGAGCUUGAGAGAGGGGUUGAUAUUCUAGUGGCUACUCCAGGGCGAUUGGUUGAUCUGCUUGAGAGGGCUAGAGUGUCACUGCAAAUGAUUCGAUACUUGGCUCUUGAUGAGGCAGAUCGGAUGCUAGAUAUGGGUUUUGAGCCUCAAAUCAGAAAAAUAGUGGAACAAAUGGAUAUGCCUCCUCCAGGUGUGAGACAGACUAUGCUUUUCAGUGCUACCUUUCCAAAAGAGAUACAGAGUCUGGCAUCUGAUUUUCUUGCAAAUUACAUCUUUCUGGCUGUUGGAAGGGUCGGGUCAAGUACUGAUCUUAUUGUUCAAAGGGUUGAGUUUGUUCAUGAGUCUGACAAGAGAAGCCAUCUGAUGGACCUUUUGCAUGCACAAAGGGAAAAUGGGGUUCAUGGCAAGCAAGCUCUGACAUUAGUUUUUGUGGAGACAAAGAAAGGAGCUGAUUCAUUGGAAUAUUGGUUGUGUAUGAAUGGGUUUCCUGCAACUUCCAUUCACGGUGAUAGAUCACAGCAGGAAAGAGAAUUUGCAUUAAGAUCAUUCAAAAGUGGAAAGACACCAAUAUUGGUAGCAACAGAUGUGGCAGCACGUGGUCUUGAUAUACCGCAUGUAGCUCAUGUAGUCAACUUUGACCUCCCCAAUGACAUUGAUGAUUAUGUUCAUCGGAUAGGAAGGACAGGGCGGGCAGGCAAAACAGGACUAGCCACAGCCUUCUUUAAUGAGAACAGUAUGUCAUUGGCAAGGCCACUAUCUGAACUAAUGGAAGAAGCUAACCAGGAAGUACCCGCUUGGCUUACUCGUUAUGCAUCACGAGCUGCUGUUAGUGGUGGUAAGAAUCGACGGUCUGGUGGACGUUUUGGUGGUCGUGACUUUAGAAAAGAUAGCUCUUUUAGUAGGGCUACUCCAUACUAUGGUGGAAUGAAUAGUACUGGUGGAUAUGGGGUUCCUGGCAGUUAUGGUGGGGGAUAUGAUCCUGGUGUGACCAGUGCGUGGGAUUAGCAUCCUUCUUUAUACUGAAAUGUUUCUUACUGUUCUCUGAGUAUAUAUAUUAUUUCUUCAGAAUUCAAGGAUUAUUAUGACUCCAUUUUAUUGACUUGUUGAGUUUUAUGGGAGGGGCCUUGGGAGGAUCCAAUGGUGGUUAGCCUGGUGCUGAAUAGAAACUAUCAAAUUAGGUUUAUGAUGUCUGCAGAUACUUGCUAGUAUGUUAUAUAUUCUAAGUGGUGAAAUGUAGAGAAUAUGUAUAUAUAGGAGCGAAAUUAGGUACCAGCACAGUAACUUUACUGGAUUGAUUAUUGUCAGAGUAACAGUAAACCCUUCUGGGAAAUGACGGGAUAGUUUAGUAACCUGAAACGGCAGUGGAUUGAUACGUUGGCAUUUUCCAUACAUACAGGGAAAUUCAGUAGGUAAGAGUAGCUGCCCGACCUUAUUGUAUUUUUGGAUUCUUUUGGGGUUAUUGAAGGAGAGUUUGGCAAAAUGAGGAUUGAGCAAUUGCUUUUGUGGACAGCUGCAGCUUACAAAGUGCUUUUGCAGAUGAAAAGUAAUUAGGGGUCUGCAAUUUUUGCAAAUGGUGGUGUGGACACUUGACAAACUGCAUAUUUGAACAUGUUUGUAAUGUUAAAUCAAUUCAAUAGGAAUGUAUUUGACAUCUUUGUAAUCUUUUAUUGCUAUAGAAUAUAAUUACUUCAGCC